CGCGCUUUCCAGAACCCCGCUAGGGCCGAGUGUCCCAGGCUUCUCGCUCCGCACCCCGCGCGUCUUCCGCCGCAGCCAGCGGCUUCCUCCUGGCGCGGCCGGGGCGGCGAGCUCUCUAGGCCGGCGCGUCUCUAUGGCUGCAGGGGCGUUAGUUCCGCAGGCUGGCUCAGCACCAUGGCUCAGGCGAAAGAAAAUGUCAGUUUAUUCUUCAAGCUGUACUGCUUGGCAGUGAUGACUCUGGUGGCUGCAGCUUACACCGUGGCUUUAAGAUACACAAGGACAACAGCUAACGAACUCUACUUUUCAACCACAGCCGUGUGCAUCACAGAAGUUAUAAAGCUACUGAUAAGUGUUGGACUCUUGGCUAAAGAAACUGGAAGCUUGGAUAGAUUUAAGGCGUCUUUAAGUGAAAAUGUCCUGGGGAGCCCCAAGGAACUGGUGAAGUUAAGUGUGCCAUCACUGGUGUAUGCUAUUCAGAACAACAUGGCUUUCCUAGCUCUGAGUAACCUGGACGCAGCAGUCUACCAGGUGACCUAUCAACUGAAGAUUCCCUGUACUGCUUUAUGUACCGUUUUAAUGUUAAAUCGAACACUCAGCAAAUUACAGUGGAUUUCGGUUUUUAUGCUGUGUGCGGGGGUCACACUUGUACAAUGGAAACCUGCCCAGGCUACAAAAGUCGUGGUAGAGCAGAACCCAUUAUUAGGCUUCUGUGCCAUAGCUAUUGCCGUCUUGUGCUCUGGGUUUGCAGGAGUUUAUUUUGAAAAAGUUUUAAAGAGUUCAGACACUUCCCUUUGGGUGAGAAACAUUCAGAUGUAUCUGUCUGGGAUCGCUGUGACGUUAGUUGGUGCCUACUUGUCAGACGGAGUUGGAAUUAAAGAAAAAGGAUUUUUCUAUGGUUACACGUAUUAUGUCUGGUUUGUCAUCUUCCUUGCUAGUGUUGGCGGACUCUACACCUCUGUUGUGGUCAAGUACACAGACAACAUCAUGAAAGGCUUCUCCGCAGCUGCGGCAAUUGUUCUUUCUACCAUUGCUUCAGUCAUCCUGUUUGGGUUACAGAUAACACUUUCCUUUGCAAUGGGAGCUCUUCUUGUGUGUGUUUCCAUAUAUCUCUAUGGGUUACCCAGACAAGACACUACAUCUAUUCAACAAGAAGCAACUGCAAAAGAAAGGAUCAUUGGUGUGUGAUUUGAAUCUUAACUGUUCCUAUAACGACUUAACUGUUGAUAAUAAAUUAGAGCCUUAAGUCAGCCCCAGAUGGUAGCUUAAACAGUAUCAAUGGAUUAACUAUGUGACAUAAGAAUCAAGAAGGAAACUGAAUGAGUGAAGUGCUAAAACAGAUUUCAUUUUGAGUAUGUUUGGUAUCAGAAGGAAGGACUUUACUACAAAGUGAGCGAGAGUGUGUGUGUGCGUGAGUGCGUGUGUGUAUGUGUGUAUACUGUGUACAGGGAGCAUUCAGUUGACAUGGUAUCAGAACGUACAUGCGUGUGUGUCUCAUGUACACAGAGCAGAGGUGACAAUACAGGGUCAGAACAUCAGGUGAAACGACAACAUUCAGUUGACAAGGUUAAGACGGUGUCUGAAGGUUCAAGUGCCAAAGCCAUUUCUGUACACACUGUUCUCUUGUUCAGGUAUCGGGAGAGGACGGUGACCCUCCCUUGUCUAGUUCAUGGAUAGUACUUUGUCUAGGUAGCAGUAAAAAGUCUAGCUUCUCUUAUCAAAGUGAAGAAUGAAUACGAUAAGACAGUUGAGAACAUAACUCAGUGUGUAAACAGAAUCUGCUUCAUAGCUCAGACACUUGACUUCUGUCUGGGAACUUCAGUGCUGUAUUUGUGCCAGUCACUGUCUGGUUCAUAUUUCUUUGCUGUUAGCUGAUAUACUUUUCAGAAAAUUUUCUAAGUCGCUUUUAUACUUUCUUUUUUUAUAAAGUAUGGUUACCUGUUGGGCUCUGAAUUUGUGAAUUUUCAGUGAUUUCAGUGAUUUUAAAAUAUUUCUAUAAUGUUAAUGGGGAAAUCCAGCAAUAAAUUUAUUUAUAUCA
Molecule: messenger RNA, 2035 nt
Organism: Chionomys nivalis (European snow vole)
Lineage: Eukaryota; Metazoa; Chordata; Mammalia; Rodentia; Cricetidae
Gene: Slc35a1
Product: solute carrier family 35 member A1
Exons: 8
Coding region: 175-1185 (336 amino acids)
Biological process (GO): pyrimidine nucleotide-sugar transmembrane transport
Cellular component (GO): Golgi membrane
Molecular function (GO): pyrimidine nucleotide-sugar transmembrane transporter activity
Source: RefSeq, a predicted model, not a curated record